Messenger RNA from Nakaseomyces glabratus, 1575 nucleotides. RefSeq names its product aldehyde dehydrogenase (NADP(+)) ALD4 (gene ALD4). Lineage: Eukaryota; Fungi; Ascomycota; Saccharomycetes; Saccharomycetales; Saccharomycetaceae. The record is from RefSeq and is a predicted model, not a curated record. Gene Ontology annotation, molecular function: aldehyde dehydrogenase (NAD+) activity.
AUGUUUAGAUCAACUACGUCAAAUGUCUUGACGAGGGCUCUGAGAACCAGAAAUGCUGGUGUCUCUUCUGUAAUGGUCCUCAGAGCUUACUCUCAUUUGCCUCUACAUGUUCCAAUUAAGUUGCCUAAUGGCUUGGAGUAUGAGCAACCAACUGGUUUGUUCAUUAACAAUCAGUUUGUCCCUUCAAAGCAACACAAGACUUUUGAAGUGAUCAACCCAAGCACAGAAGAAGAAAUUUGUCACAUCUACGAAGGUAGAGAAGAUGAUGUUGAAUCUGCUGUUCAAGCUGCUGACACGGCUUUCAAAAAUGGUAGUUGGACUGACAUAGACCCAUUUGAGAGAGGUCAAGCUUUAUACAAGUUAGCAGAGUUAAUUGAGAAGGACAAGGAAAUCGUUGCAUCCAUUGAAUCCUUAGACAACGGUAAAGCCAUCAACUCUGCUAGAGGCGAUGUCCAGCUAGUUAUCAACUACUUGAAGUCAUCUGCAGGUGUCGCUGAUAAGAUUGAUGGCAGACUAGUCAAUACUGGUUCCAACUACUUCAACUAUGUCAAGAAGGAGCCAUUGGGUGUCUGUGGUCAAAUUAUCCCAUGGAACUUCCCACUUUUGAUGUGGGCUUGGAAGAUCGCACCGGCUUUGGUUACUGGUAACACAGUUGUAUUGAAAACAGCUGAAUCCACCCCAUUGUCCGCUUUAUAUGUUUCAAAAUACAUCCCUAAAGCUGGUAUCCCACCUGGUGUAAUUAACAUCGUUUCUGGUUUUGGUAAGAUCGUUGGUGAAGCCUUGACUACUCAUCCAAAGAUUAAAAAAAUUGCUUUCACUGGUUCCACUGCUACUGGUAAGCACAUCUAUUCUUCUGCUGCUCAAACAUUAAAGAAGGUAACUUUAGAAUUAGGAGGUAAGUCUCCUAAUAUUGUCUUCGCCGAUGCUGAUUUAAAGAAGGCUGUUCAAAACAUUAUAUUGGGUAUAUACUACAACUCAGGUGAAGUUUGUUGUGCAGGUUCAAGAGUUUAUGUAGAGGAAUCUAUCUACGAUGAGUUUGCUCAAGAGUUCAAGACAGCAUCCGAAGCGCUAAAAGUUGGUAACCCAUUUGAUGAAUCUACAUUCCAAGGUGCUCAAACUUCUCAAAUGCAACUAGAUAAGAUCUUGAGUUAUGUGGAAAUUGGUAAGAAGGAAGGGGCAACCUUGAUUACUGGUGGUGAAAGAAUCGGUGAAAAGGGUUACUUCAUUAAACCAACUAUUUUUGGUGAUGUUACUGAAGAUAUGAGAAUUGUUAAAGAAGAAAUUUUUGGUCCCGUUGUUACUGUUACAAAGUUCAAAGAUUUGGAUCAUGUUGUUCAAAUGGCUAACGACUCCGAAUAUGGUUUGGCUGCAGGAAUUCACACAACCAACAUAAACAGUGCCGUUAAGGUUGCUGAUAGAUUAAAGGCUGGUACAGUGUGGGUUAACACAUAUAACGAUUUCCACCAAAAUAUUCCAUUUGGUGGUUUCAAUGCUUCUGGUUUGGGUCGUGAAAUGUCCAAGGAGGCAUUGGACGGAUAUCUACAAGCAAAGGCUGUCCGUGUUAAACUGGAUUAA